Messenger RNA from Exaiptasia diaphana, 1793 nucleotides. Its product is annotated as F-box only protein 21. Bases 1 to 1779 code for a protein of 592 amino acids. Gene Ontology annotation, molecular function: DNA binding; protein binding. The transcript has 13 exons. The record is from RefSeq and is a predicted model, not a curated record. NCBI's taxonomy places the organism in Eukaryota, Metazoa, Cnidaria, Anthozoa, Actiniaria, Aiptasiidae.
AUGGCGGACGUGAAGAAUGAUGUUUGUGAGUCGUCGUUCGGAGCGUUGGCGGACGAACUCAUAGAUAUUAUUCUAUCUUAUGAUCUUUUAGAUCAUCACGAUUUAUGUCGUUUUGCACAAACUUGCCUCCGCUUCAAGGAAAUUGCGUAUUAUCCAGAACUAUGGAAGAAAAAAGCACUCCGACGUUGGAAACGAUGGAAGAAUCAAGUGAAAGACCACUGGAAAAUUAUAUACCAAAAUAGGUAUAAAGUUGAGAAGGAAAUCCUGGCAAUUCUUGACAGACUCAGUAUACAGUAUGGCGCUAAGGCUGAUGUCUCGCGCUCACAGUACAAAUCGUUGACGUACCUGACCAGUGAGAGUCCAUAUGCGGAUUAUUUUGAGUGCACUUUAGAGGAAAUUAUCAACGGAAACCCCGAGAUUCCAAGGGAUUCUAAUUUAACACAUCGAUAUUAUGCAGAAAAAAUGUAUGAUUAUGCUCAGAAGCUGGUCCUGAAAAAAGAAUGGGGAAGUCUUAUGAACAAACCGGUUGAAGAACAGCAUUUAGAAGUUGGUGCAAUGAUAAUAGCAAAGUGGAUUGAUAACAAAAACACAGGUGAUCAUGCUAAAGAGGCUUUUGCCAUGCUUGAUGAAAUGGCUAACAGAGUUAGAAAUAUUGUUCAAGAAGAAGUACCUGCUCAAGAUUGYAGCUCACCAAGWGAUCCUAGACAGKGUAUGCAGAUUCUUGAAGGCAUCAAACAUGUAAUGUACAAUGAGGAAAAAUUCAACGGCAACACACAGGAUUAUUACAAUGUCAACAAUUCAUUGAUUACUCAGGUUUUAAAAACAAAACAAGGAAUCCCAAUAAGCUUGGCUGUGAUUUUUGUUGCUGUUGCACGAAGAUUGGGUGUUCAUGUUGAGCCAGUUAAUUCCCCAAAUCAUUUUUUGAUUAGGUGGUGUUCCAGCCAAGAUUCUGAGAUGGAAGAUCUGUCUGAUAGCUAUACAUAUAUCGAUGCAUUUGAUGAGGGGAAAUUCUACUCYCAAGAACAGUGUGCUAACCGUUUCAUCUCUGGAAUUGCAAGUCUGAUGCCCACAAAGACCCUUUUCCCUCAAGCCUUGCCAAGAGAUGUCUUUAUUAGAAUGGUGACAAAUAUUGCGAAUAUUUAUCGUACAUCUGUAAGGAUGAACAAUGGAUUGCUUGUUUUUCGCAAUGCUCUUGAGUUACUGACAUUGGUUAAACCCAAUGAUUCAGGUUACAAAUUACUCAUAGCACAAGUUGAUGUGCAUCUCGACAUAAACUUAGAUGAGGCUAUUGGAAUGCUUCAAGAAAUACUUAUUUUGGGACAUGACAUCACUGUCACCAAGAACCUAAUUGAGCAUGCACAAAAACAAAAGCAUCAAGAAGAACAGGAGCAAAGGAAACCAGUCAAACAGAAAUUGAGGUCAGAUGAAACAAAUGAUUUGGUUAAUUACAGAAUUGGUAUGGUAAUGCGUCAUAGAAGGUACCAUUAUGGGUGUGUGAUUUAUGGCUGGGAUUAUUUCUGUGAUAUGGAUGAGUCAUGGAUCAUGCGGAUGGGUGUCGACAGACUACCUCUUGGUCGAUCUCAGCCAUUCUWUAAUGUCCUUGGUGAUGAUGGGUCAAGCAGAUAUGCAGCACAAGAAAACUUGUUAGAGGAACCAAAUCAACCAUUUAAUCCACAUCCAGAAAUUGGGAAGUAUUUUAAGUGGUGGACAGGAAGUCAGUACAUACCUAAUGAAUACCUUGCCCAGAAAUACCCAGAAGAUUGCCAACAAGAUAACUAAGGUACAUCAUAUAA